Dibothriocephalus latus is the source of this 1203-nucleotide messenger RNA. The record is from the annotation of a GenBank genome assembly. NCBI's taxonomy places the organism in Eukaryota, Metazoa, Platyhelminthes, Cestoda, Diphyllobothriidea, Diphyllobothriidae.
GGCCUGCCGCUCGACACGGAAUCGAAACAGGCCAAGGUUUUGGCAACAAGUAUGGAGAACCUGGCCAACGCAGAACCACCCUCCUUAGCUCAGUACUUUUCCGACAUGGGCCGCAACACCUGGCGCCGUGGCAAGGACUACGAACGCAUCGAUGGCAGCUUGAGUGCCAGUCUGCGCAACUCUCUGCAACACCAAUUCAACAGUCCCAACAAGCGUUUUCGCCUGCUCAUUAUCUCCACUAAGGCCGGUGGUCUAGGUGUUAACCUAACGGGUGCCAAUCGUCUGGUUAUUUUUGAUGUCUCCUGGAAUCCCAGCCACGACAUCCAGUCCAUUUUCCGUAGCUAUCGAUUCGGCCAGACCAAACCGGUGUACAUUUACCGGCUCUUGGCGCAGGGUACAAUGGAGGAGAAGAUGUACGAUCGCCAGGUAGGGUCUUUUGAUAUUAUUGAUGCUAUGGACUCCCUGCCUCAUUUUCCUUUCCACUCCGAUUAUCUGUUACAGGUCACGAAGCAGUCACUGGCUUUAAGAGUCGUUGAUGAGCAGCAGGUUGAACGUCACUUCAGCGAGGAUGAUCUGCGUGAACUGUAUGCCUUUGAGCCCGAUAUCUGGGACCCCGAGGCUGCAGCCAAGCGCCCACCGCCGCUUCUGCCCAAAGAUCGCCUGCUGGCAGAUCUGCUUUCCGAAAUGCCGGAGCACAUCUACAGCUACCACGAUCACGACUCUCUGCUGGAAAACCGGAUUGAUGAGGGCCUGACUGACUCCGAACGUGCGGAUGCCUGGCGAGAGUACGAAGAGGAGAAGCAGUUGGGCCGCUCCUACCUCGACUACCAGCAGAGACUGUUCUUUAUCAACCAACAGCAACAGCAGCAGCAGCUACUGAUAGCCGCUAACCUGUUGGCUGCUCAGGCGAACAAUGGGCUGUUUAUGCCAGUUGCAGGCAACAUUAACCCCGUCAGGCAUUUCCUCCCAGCGGUGCCUCCGAAUCUCAACGCCGCCGGUAUGGGCGUCGGUUCGCGGAUGGCCCACCGGCCGGUUUCCCUGAAUCCAGCCUCUAUUCCGACCAACGCCUAUACCGUAACUUCACAGACGGCAAACCCCAUGUUUCCUGCACCGAACUCUCUCCGUCAGGCGUUCCCAUCUUUGCAGAAUAGCCAGCCGCGUCCUCAGCCACCAACAGGUAGGCAGAUGUUCGGCCCGCCCUAG